This is a messenger RNA of Pogonomyrmex barbatus (red harvester ant), 1231 nucleotides long. Its product is annotated as odorant receptor 4-like. The record is from RefSeq and is a predicted model, not a curated record. Gene Ontology annotation, biological process: sensory perception of smell; detection of chemical stimulus involved in sensory perception of smell. Lineage: Eukaryota; Metazoa; Arthropoda; Insecta; Hymenoptera; Formicidae. Gene Ontology annotation, molecular function: olfactory receptor activity; odorant binding. Gene Ontology annotation, cellular component: plasma membrane.
AUGCGCGUGAAUAUCCUGCAUCACGACGAUAUCACACGUACCGUUCACGUCACACGUGGUGUCCUAAACUUAAUCGGCGUGUGGCCGUCACCCAGCGACUCGUUCGCUCUCAAAAUCGUCCGGACGAAAAUGCUCAGGAUUUUCUGCCAGGCCUUGCUCUAUUUCAUCUUUGUGCCGGGUAUAUUAAAAAUGUUCCUCAAAGAAUCAAACGCGCGUCGUCGCCUCAAAAUGAUCGGUCCCAUGUGCAACUGCCUGAUGGCUGUGCUGAAGCACACGGUGCUGAUUUGUCGUAGCGAUCAAAUCAAAGAUUGCAUCGAGCACAUCGAAGAAGACUGGAGAACAGUGAGCCUGGCAGAGGACUGCAAGAUUAUGAGGGGCAACUCAAGAAUCGGACGCAGCCUCGCGAUCCUUUGCGUGGCUUUCGUGUACGGCAGUGGAUUUUCGUAUCGCACGAUCGUGCCGUUAACGCGUGGAGUCAUCGUCACGCCGCAAAAUGUGACAAUUAGACCACUGGGAUUCGACGGUUAUUACAUAUUCAUUGAUCCACAAAAGACGCCGGCUUACGAGAUCAUCUUCACCAUCCAGUUUCUCUCCAGAUUUGUACAGUACUCGGUAACCAGCGGAGCCUGUAAUCUGGCGGCUCUCCUGGUGUUGCAUGCCUGUGGCCAACUGAAGAUUCUCAUCACCAGGAUGGAGGAUCUCACGCACGCCAAAUACUUCUCUGAUAAAAACGCCAACAGGAAACUGGCGGCUGUCGUAAGGCAACACAUCAGAAUUAAAAGUUUUUUGAGCAAAGUAGAAGACAUUUUGCAAUACACAUGUUUGGUGGAAGUAGUUGGAUGCACGUUUAUCUUGUGCCUUCUGGGAUAUUACAUAAUAAUGGAGUGGGAGAAUAAUGAUGCGAUAUCCUUGCUAACAUAUACCAUACCUUUUAACAUCUUCAUACUAUGCUUCAUCGGCGAACUCCUCAUGGAUCAGAGCAUGAAGGUGUACAUUACUUUCUGUACUCUCGACUGGUAUCAAAUUCCGCACAAAACCGCUCGCGGUCUCGUUUUGAUAAUCGCAAUGUCUAGUAUUCCCAUCAAACUCACUGCCGGAAAAUUUAUGGAUUUAUCUCUCAACAGUUUUGGCGCCAUCAUGCGGACAUCGGCCGCGUAUCUAAAUAUAUUGCGUACAACUAGUAUUUAAAGCUUAAAGUAGUUUGUUAGAUAACAAAAUUCAUCUAAGAAGA